Messenger RNA from Seminavis robusta, 720 nucleotides. NCBI's taxonomy places the organism in Eukaryota, Bacillariophyta, Bacillariophyceae, Naviculales, Naviculaceae. The record is from the annotation of a GenBank genome assembly.
AUGAAGCAACAAAGCAACUUCGACGAUGCCAAAGGGAAUCUUGCAGCCAGCAAUGAUAUGGAGGAGAAAGGCAUCAGAACGGAAGGUGCCGAAAGGACAACUUCCGCGUGCACCAGUAUUGGUCCAAAUAUUACCGCAGGCGUUGGAAUGGGUAGUGGUUUGGUGGAAUCCCCACCUGAGGCAUCUUUGAGCAGUUGUGGAAUUAGUUCUGAAGAAACAGCUAUCGUCUGUAAAGAAGCUAAUGCUAAUUCCUCAGCUGCGUCAAAAAAGGGUUUAUCCCGCACUCCAGACGAACUGGCUGAGAAACUGAAUGCCGCACGGGGCAAUCAUCAGCCAAGAUUCCGUUCAAGCUCAGGACAGGAUAGUGCUGUUAGAAGUAGCGCAAUGGGAUUUCACGGGCUAGGACGAUCCACAGAGGAGCAGCAAGCCAAACGGGGGGUUGCCUAUCCAAGUGGUAGAAACCCAGUCACCAAUACCACAGAAGCAGCCUUUGCUCAAAAUCAAACGACUCAAGCCGGAUUCAGAGUAGUACAGAUAGAGGGUGUCUCUGGCGAUAUUCUUCGCGAUAUUCUUCACCAUGCAAAAAGUUUGACUCCUUUUCCAAGAGGUUCCGCAAAUGCCGUGAGAGCUGGAAGUAGCCAGUAUCUGGCUAAUGCUCCAAUACUCCAAGAAACAACGAGACAGACUGCCCACCCACGAAGUGGUUCCAGUCUUUUAUAA